GCUUGGUUAUAUCGAAUUAGAACCAUGAAUCGCCAAAUUCACGGAGCUGUAUCUUCUUCCUCUAAACCCACCUCCUCAAAAACCCAACAUCCUCUCUCCGAUUCCAACUUAGAACCAGCCAAUGGAGCUUCUGGGUCGGUGACUCGAGUGUAUACCCGGAAGAAAAGGCUAAAGCAGGAAGCUUUGGAGCCUCUGGAGAUAAAUCCCGGCAAAGGAGUCAAUACCCACAAACAGCUAUGUGGUUUACCCGAUAUAGAAGAAUUUGCGUACAAAAGGAAUAUUGGAUCUCCUUCAUCUAGGAGGUCAACGGAAACUAGCAUCACUGUGACUUCAGUCAAAACAGAAGGAAAUCCGCCUGAAAACUGGGUAGAAGUGCUCGAGGGUAUUCGUCAAAUGAGAUCUUCUGAAGAUGCACCAGUUGAUUCUAUGGGAUGUGAUAAGGCCGGAAGCUUUCUACCUCCUACGGAAAGAAGAUUUGCUGUCUUGCUAGGCGCACUUCUCUCAAGUCAGACAAAAGAUCAAGUUAAUAACGCGGCAAUACAUCGUCUUCAUCAAAACGGCCUUCUUACGCCCGAAGCCGUUGACAAAGCUGAUGAAUCAACCAUAAGAGAAUUGAUCUAUCCGGUUGGAUUUUAUACAAGGAAGGCUACAUAUAUGAAGAAAAUAGCUAGAAUUUGCCUAGUGAAAUAUACCGGAGACAUUCCAAGCUCUUUGGACGACCUGCUGUCUCUUCCAGGGAUUGGUCCCAAGAUGGCCCAUCUGAUUCUGCAUAUAGCAUGGAAUGAUGUCCAAGGUAUAUGUGUAGAUACACAUGUGCAUCGCAUUUGCAAUCGACUUGGUUGGGUGUCUCGUCCAGGAACCAAACAGAAAACUACAUCUCCAGAGGAAACAAGAGUAGCUUUGCAACAAUGGCUUCCAAAGGAAGAAUGGGUUGCCAUUAACCCGCUUUUGCGACAACGCCGGUGCGGCAUGACGGUCGCGGCGGGGAUCGGCUAUGCGCUGGUGGCUUUGGGACCGUCUCUUUCACUUUUCGUCUCUGUCAUCUCCAGAAAGCCCUUUCUCAUCCUCACUGUUCUCUCCAGUACGUUGCUGUGGCUUGUGAGUCUGAUCAUCUUGUCGGGAUUAUGGAGACCAUUUCUUCCUCUCAAAGCCAAUGUGUGGUGGCCUUAUGCUUUACUUGUUCUCACCUCUGUCUGUAUCCAGGAAGGCCUUCGCUUUCUGUUCUGGAAGGUUUACAAGAGGCUUGAGGAUGUCUUGGAUUCCUUUGCGGAUCGUAUCUCAAGGCCCCGCCUGUUUCUCACUGAUAAGCUGCAGAUUGCUCUAGCUGGUGGCUUAGGUCAUGGUGUGGCACAUGCUGUCUUCUUUUGUUUGAGCCUCUUAACUCCAGCGUUUGGUCCGGCCACAUUCUAUGUCGAAAGAUGUUCGAAGGUGCCAUUUUUUCUCAUCUCUGCAAUCAUUGCUCUUGCAUUUGUUACGAUCCACACAUUCUCGAUGGUCAUUGCUUUCGAAGGGUAUGCAAAAGGGAACAAAGUAGAUCAAGUAAUGGUUCCAGUCAUACACCUUGCUGCUGGAAUGUUGACAUUGGUGAAUUUUGCAUCGGAAGGUUGUGUAAUCGGCAUUCCUCUUCUUUACCUUGUGGCAUCUUUGACUCUUGUGCAUUGUGGAAAAAUGGUUUGGCAAAGGUUGUUGGAAAGCCGGAACCAAAGCAGCGCUUCACGGUAAUCUGGCCUUGGUCUCAGGUCUCAUCUAAAAUUACACUAGAACAGUCGUUAGCAUCAAUUUAUCUCCUGACUUGGUUUCUUGUUUGCAAUUCUCAUUCGUCUUUAUCCCCUAAUUGCUUCGAAACUUAAAGCGUCAUGUUUUAAACGCACUUAUGAUCCUAAAUUAUCAAAAAAGCGGAAAUUUUUUU
Messenger RNA from Arabidopsis arenosa, 1909 nucleotides. The record is from the annotation of a GenBank genome assembly. NCBI's taxonomy places the organism in Eukaryota, Viridiplantae, Streptophyta, Magnoliopsida, Brassicales, Brassicaceae.